GCGGACGCUGACACAACAUUCUAGAAGGAAAUGGAAGUUUGUUUUUAACGUCAGUGAAAAGUAGUGAAAUAGUGAAAGAAAAGACAAACAUGGCGACGCCAAAUAAGGGCAAAGAGAAAGAGCCUAUCGAUAUUGUUCACCAAAACGCUAUUCAUGUGGAAACAAUCAAGAAAGAACAGCGGUGUCAGAAGCUUCAUACUGAGUUUAGCAUCAAUCCGUUUAAAAAGUUGCAUAUUUUAGCUGAUAAACCCAUGUCAAGAAAAAUGUAUGAAGAUAUCGAGGAGGACCCUACUUUCCUGAACUUCAUACAUAAAGCACAUUCAGAACCAACAAAGAAGUACACUCAUCCAUUGACCGAGUCUCAAGAAAUUGGAUGGAUUUCCACUCCACUGAUUGAUUCAGAUCGCGCUGACAGAAGACUGAACUUCCCGAGGCAGAAUUCUGAAAUCACCAAAUACAUGGCUGCUGCCUGGCGCCUGAAGGCAAAAAAUUAAAAUCUUGGGUAUGUUUUCUCUAGAGCUGGAGGAAAGCAGAGAACCGAGAGGAAAACCAUGUAGAGACUGGGAGCAAUUCAUGCAGACAGUAAACUGAGCUCAGGAGCAAACCGAGGACUCUGGAGCGGAGUUUGCAGCACCAUGCUGCGUGAAAAAUCAAGUUAUAUAGCAUUUUGUUUGUUCAUUUCUUUCUUCCUUUUUUGAAACAUGAUUGAUUUUAAAAAGUAAAACUUGAGAAAACAA
This is a messenger RNA of Tachysurus fulvidraco (yellow catfish), 737 nucleotides long. It is a transcript of the gene cfap144, whose product is annotated as family with sequence similarity 183 member A. NCBI's taxonomy places the organism in Eukaryota, Metazoa, Chordata, Actinopteri, Siluriformes, Bagridae. Bases 90 to 494 code for a protein of 134 amino acids. The record is from RefSeq and is a predicted model, not a curated record. The transcript is spliced from 5 exons. Gene Ontology annotation, cellular component: ciliary base.